Owenia fusiformis is the source of this 3009-nucleotide messenger RNA. NCBI's taxonomy places the organism in Eukaryota, Metazoa, Annelida, Polychaeta, Sabellida, Oweniidae. The record is from the annotation of a GenBank genome assembly.
AUGGACCAGCCUGGCUAUCAAAGUGGUGGGAGUAGGCGUGGUUACAACCAAUCUGGGCAUGGCUAUAACCAAGGUGGGCGUGGCUACAACCAAGGUGGUCAGGGGUACAACCAAGGUGGCCGUGGCUCCUGGAGAGGAGGGCGUGGUUCUUGGAGAGGAAGAGGCAAUUAUAGAGGAUAUCAAGGUAAAAGCAACACCAUAGCCACUCAGCGACCUAGACUCGUACAGACCAAGAUUGACAGCAAUUGUCAAUAUAGAGGAUGGGACCUGUAUUUUCCAAAUGAAGCUCAUUCAGACAUGUCUCCCACUGUGCAAAGGGUAAAGGUGUUUGAGAAAUAUAUGCAGACAUGGAAAGCACUUUUUAACUUUCGUGACAUUGAGACCAGAAAAUGCUUCACAGUUAGUUUUAAGGACCUGAUGAAUGAUCAGAUGAUUGCAGAAGGUCUUCCUAACUUUAAAGCAGAAAUGAAAUCCAUGCCUGAAACAAUACUUAGUUGUCUUGGCCUUGCUAUGCAUCAGAUGAUGAUCAAAGAAUUUGAACAUGAAGCCAAAGAAGCAGCAGACUGUAUGACUCCAUCUAUAGUAGGGACCCCUGGUGUGCAACCUUCAAGAGCAGAGCCACCUAUUGAGCAUGAACCAUACCAUUUGUCAUUAGUUCAUGCAAGGAUGGUCAACUAUGAACCAAUAGUUGCUCUUAAAAAUCUCAAAGCUAAUUAUUAUGGCAAGUUUGUAUCAGUAAAAGGCACAGUAGUGAGAGUUGGGAACAUCAAGCCUUUAUGUACCCGUCUUGCCUUCCAGUGCAACUCAUGCAACACAUUACAGGUUGUUUCUCUGCCAGAUGGCAAGUAUGUGCAGCCCUCUCAGUGUGCCAGUACAGAUUGCAGAGGAAGACAGUUCAUUCCCAAGAGAAGUUCCAGUCAGACUGAGACCAUUGAUUGGCAGACUAUAAGAGUGCAGGAGAUAGUGACAGAAGACCAUAGAGAGUCUGGUAGGAUACCUAGAACAGUUGAUCUAGAGCUGACCUAUGAUCUAGUUGACAGUUGUGUUCCUGGAGAUAUGGUGACAAUAUCUGGCAUUGUCAAGGUCCAAAGUUCUGAUGAAGGACGUGGACGACAGAGCAAGGACAAGUGCAUGUUUUUGCUAUACAUUUAUGCCAACUCAGUUCAAAAUAGCAAAGGAGAGAAGAAAUCUGAUAGCAAAUCUGCAGGUGUUGCUAUGGACUUCACAAUGAAGGAACUUUAUGCCAUUGAAGAGAUCCAGAGUGAGGCUAACCUCUUGAAACUUAUCACUGCGUCAUUAUGCCCAUCCAUAUAUGGGCAUGAAAUGGUUAAAGCGGGUCUUGUGCUUGGUCUAUUUGGUGGAUCACAGAAGUUUGUCAAUGAUAAGAAUCGAAUACCAGUUCGUGGUGAUGCCCAUAUCCUGGUUGUUGGAGACCCUGGUCUUGGAAAGAGUCAGAUGCUGCAGUCAGUGGCCAAUGUUGCUCCUAGAAGUGUAUAUGUCUGUGGGAAUACAACUACAACAUCAGGCUUAACAGUGACAUUAUCGAAAGACAAUGCUGGUGGAGAUUAUGCCUUAGAAGCCGGUGCCCUCGUUCUAGCAGACCAGGGAUGUUGCUGCAUUGACGAAUUUGAUAAAAUGACCAGCCAGCACCAGGCCUUGCUAGAAGCUAUGGAGCAGCAAAGCAUUAGUAUUGCAAAGGCUGGUAUAGUCUGCAGUCUACCUGCUAGGACAGCAAUCAUCGCUGCAGCUAACCCUGUUGGUGGACAUUAUAAUAAAGCUAAGACUGUCUCAGAGAAUCUCAAACUUGGCAGUGCACUGUUGUCAAGGUUUGACCUUGUGUUUAUUCUACUGGACAGACCAGAUGAAGAGAUGGACAGUCUUCUCUCAGAACAUGUAAUGGCGCUGCAUGCUGGCAGAAAACAAUCACUUGGCAUUGCUACAGCCAGACGAUCAGGCCCAUCCAAUGAUGAAGAUGACGAGACUAAGAGACAAUGGGAGGCCGAUAAACCACUUUCUGAAAGAAUCAAAGUACAAAGGGGUGAACCCAUAGACCCCAUCCCACCCCAGCUUCUUAGAAAGUAUGUUGGAUAUGCCAGAAAAUAUGUCCACCCCAAGAUCAGCCCUGAGGCAGCCAGCAUAUUACAGAAUUUUUAUCUGGAGUUGCGGAAGCAUCACCAAACCCAGGACAGUACCCCUAUAACCACAAGGCAGCUAGAAUCUCUCAUUAGACUUACUGAGGCGCGUGCAAGGUUGGAACUUCGUGAAGUUGCUACGGAAUCUGAUGCCAUUGAUGUUGUGGAUAUUAUGAAAUACAGCAUGAUGGACACAUUCUCUAAUGAACUAGGUUUCCUAGACUUUCAGAGGUCUCAGCAUGGCUCAGGCAUGAGUAGCAGGUCUCAGGCUAAGAAGUUCAUAGCAGUUCUACAGCGAGUUUCAGAGCAGACAUACAACUCUCUCUUCACAGUGCAGCAGAUGAGACAGAUCGCUCAGGAAGCUAAUAUCCAAGUAAGGGCGUUUGAGGAGUUUGUGUCGUCAUUGAAUAAUCAGGGAUUCCUACUGAAGAAAGGUCCAAGAGUAUACCAGCUACAAACUGCUGAUUGCUGACCAUACAAAAUAAACUCUGUAAAUUCUAGUCUCAAAACAGUCAAGUUUUUGGCUUAUAUGCCAUGUACCCUGAGUACAGAGUACAUUUAUUUAUAGACUGUUCCUAUUUCACACAUUUUGUUUCUACUGAUGAAGCAGUAUUGAUUGUGUACAAAUGUUUAAAUCAUAGAUAUAUUUUCAAAUAUAGUACAUUGAAAUUAUCUAGUACAUUUUGAUUGUUCGUGAGAUCUGAUUCAAUUUUUGAUCAUCCAUGUUACAGACUGACAGAUGAAUAAACAUAAGGGAGCUCACCCCUCUUGAACUCACGACCUCAUGGUUACGACAUAGCACCUAAUAUUAGCUUGUGUAGCACUCUAGACCACUCUCCGCUUACAUGUUAUCAAACAGAGUUGACCUCAAUUAUGG